This is a messenger RNA of Striga hermonthica, 2619 nucleotides long. The record is from the annotation of a GenBank genome assembly. NCBI's taxonomy places the organism in Eukaryota, Viridiplantae, Streptophyta, Magnoliopsida, Lamiales, Orobanchaceae.
AUGGUAGUGAUAGCAUCGAUGAGGACAUUAGAUGGCUGGCUCGCGGCCCAUUGGAUGCAGCAAGAAGACACAGAGCCUUUAGCAUCUAGGCAAAUUCACAAGGGUGAUAGGAUUGAACAUGAGCCUUUUGUAUCUGCCGAUCAAGUUGACCAGGUGUUCUAUGUCGAUGAUGACUAUAACAACCCAGGAUGGUCAGUUGCAUUGAAGAUGAAGCCAAAAGAUGAUUUUGAGAUGGGAGAAGAAUGGAAUGAUGUAGAAUGUGAACCUUAUCAUAGACUAACUGGAGUGGAACGUGUGAAAAUUACCUGGGAACCGCCCCCUGAUUUUGGAACCGCCGAGACUUAUCGUCGCGGGCGGGCGCAUAUGCCGAAAGAGACGGUUUCCUCUCGUCUCGGUCUCCCUGGCCGCCUCUUAGCCCAGCGGUUCGACCGGUGUUUGCGAGAGAGGGAGUUGUGCAACCAUACUUUAGUGUUCUAUUGGUGCAACAUAAGUAUUGGACUGAUUGUGCAUUGUGAUACCAUGGUUGAGGAUAUGUGGACCAUAAAUCUUCUAUGCGAUGGGGCUGAUAAAGGAGAGAAACGUGUGCAAAAGAAAAUGGAUAGAGAUGAGAUAUGCUACUUCAACUUGAUGGAAAUGAUCGAGCAUUAUGGGUACACAUCAGUUGACUAUAUAUACUACAGAAGAAAAGAUGGCCUUGUUGCAAUAGAACAAGAUCCUCAGGUCAUGAAAAUGCUUGAGGAGUGUGAGAGCCAAAAGAUGGUUAGCUUGUUUGUGACAAAGCAAAGACUGGCCACAUUAGCGCCUACCAAUUCCAACAAAGAACCAUCCAAAUCUCAACCAAAUAAAACCAAAGUGAAGGUGCCAGGCGCUCGUGCUUCAGUGGCUGUGGCAAGGGGUAGAAGGAAACAGAUAAUUCAGAGUCAUGAUGAAUAUUUGUCAGAAGAGCAUAUUGGACAAGAGAGCCAUGGACAAACUACUGAGGCAUCUGAACUCCAUUCAAGUGCUAGAGGAGAUCAGAUUGAUGGUGAUGGUGAUAUUGAGGUUAAUUUCCACGAUGAAAGUGAAGACAGAGUAAAGCGUGGAAAGACGAAACUGAAAGAUAUCUGGAACCUUCCAAAAGGUCACAGAAUCGUGGUUAGAUGCAAUGAGCUGGAUCAACCAAUUGGAGUAGAGGCUGAGUUUCUUGGAAAAUUUCUUGGCAUGGUUGCUAGGAAUGGUUGCUUGUGUAGCUUGAGCUAUAAGGAUUGGAGACUUUUCAUAGGAAAGAAAGAGAAAAACACAGAUGAACAAAAAAAUAAAAAGGAUAUACUUAAGCAAGUGAAGAUGAGAUUCCUGUACCAUUCUCGCAUGGAAAAAUGGAUACUUCGAACCACUGGAGAGAGAUGGAGGCAACACAAGUCUAAUCUGAAAUCAAUAUAUUUUGAUGAGCAUAAGAGCACAAAAGAAAACCAUAUAGUAAUGUUCCUGACGGUGUACAUGAGGGAAAAAGAUCCUGAGAAGAAAAACCCUCACAGAGCUGUUUUGUAUCUCCAUACACACCAGACUAAAAGUGAGGACACAAAUGCACAUGUGGAGGCUUUGAAGGAACUUAUAGAGCAGCAGCCAUGUUUAGCGGAGACUAGUCAAGGAAAGGUUGCAUGGAAAGGAGAUGCACUUAGCAAAAUAUUAGGAGAAGAAAGGCAUGGCCAUGUGCAUGGCUUGGGACUUGUUCCAAAUCCUAAUCAAGUGUUCGGCGCAUGUGCUUCAAAGCGCCUUAAGAGUGUACAUUUGACUUCACUAGAUGAAACAUCAAGUGAAGAUGUAGUGGAUGGUGAUCCUGUCUAUGCAUCUAAAGAUGGCUAUUGUGCUGAUGUGCCAAAUAUGAAACGAAUGCGAGUAUAUAGUGACCCUCAAAAUCAAGAUUCUAGCAUGGAUGGACCUCUGAAUGAUACAAUGAAUGAGCAUGCUAACAAUGUGGAGGAUGAUGAUCUACAGCUAGAUUACGAAAACCUUAGUCAUGUACAUAAGAGGCAGAAACUUAUGAUGCAGAGAAAAAUAGAUGUUCUUAGCUCAAAGAAACAGAAGGUGGUUGAGCACUCAUAUGGAACCACAAAUUUGGACUCAUCUACCCCAGCCACAAUAAAUAUUAGCUUACAGAUGGAGCAAGAUGAUUAUGUGGAGAAUGAGGAUCUGACAGCACAUUACAAAGAUAGUUGUAGUAACGAUAAGGUUAUCUCAAAGGAAACAUAUGCUACUCCCUCAAAUUUUGAAGCAUCUCAGUACCAAAUGAACAAGAUCUCAAAAAGGCCUAGUGCAUCAGUACCUGCUAGUAAGAAUCAUCGUGGCACAACAAGUUUGUCAACUGGCAAUACAAUGAAGGUUGGCACCAAAGUAUACUUACAAAGAUGGAAAAAUCGAAAUAAGAAUGUUGCAAUGGGUAAACUAGUGAGUUGUGAUCCAAAACAGAAACUUGAUGGUGUUCAGCUAGGCAAAGAAUUUUGGAUGGUUUCUGUUAGUUUUGUAAUGGUAGAAGAUGAACCAUUGAUACGACCAUACAAAAACUACAAGGUUCUUAGAGAUGUAGAAGGAGGAGUCCAUGUUGCAUGGCCUUCAACUCUUAUCGAGAAGAUAGAUAUAUGA